AUGGCCGAGCUUCGCAAGGAGAAUGAAGCCCUCAGCAAGGGAGGAUCUACAGCAAGCAGGAGCUGGGUGCUGGACAUUGCGGUUGGUGAAUGCGAGUUUGCAAGUGCCUUUGCUUACUUCCUGGAAGUGCAGCUUCAGGGCCAUGCCGAGAAGCGCCGCACCGAGACUUCGCCGCCCUCGGAACGUCCGGUGUUCGCGAACUCCAGCCUUCUGUUAACCGUAGGUGCGGACUUUGCGGAGGAGAAUCUCCAGGUGUCGGCGUUUCUGAAUGUGGUGGAUCCUUCCGCCUCGGAGGCUGCACCAGCGGCUCCUUUCUCAGAUGCGAUGAUACCGGUGAUACCGGUGAAAAGAGGUGGUUUUGACCAAGGCAAAACUUCUCGGGACGGGAGUCUUGCCUCUCCAAGAGUUGAAGGUGCCCGCAUGCAAUGGAGCGGGGAUCUCCGCAGGCGGACACUUGAUUCACUUGAUCUCACCUGGAUGCCUGUGCUUGGCUCGAGUGUGCUGGAGCUGGUGGAUUUCAAGCAUCACUGGUAUUAG
Messenger RNA from Symbiodinium sp. CCMP2456, 537 nucleotides. NCBI's taxonomy places the organism in Eukaryota, Dinophyceae, Suessiales, Symbiodiniaceae. The record is from the annotation of a GenBank genome assembly.